Messenger RNA from Hippocampus zosterae (dwarf seahorse), 1843 nucleotides. RefSeq names its product transcriptional adaptor 2A (gene tada2a). Lineage: Eukaryota; Metazoa; Chordata; Actinopteri; Syngnathiformes; Syngnathidae. The transcript has 15 exons. Gene Ontology annotation, molecular function: chromatin binding; protein binding; transcription coactivator activity. Gene Ontology annotation, cellular component: nucleus; SAGA-type complex. Gene Ontology annotation, biological process: regulation of transcription by RNA polymerase II; chromatin remodeling. The coding region runs from base 213 to 1547 and encodes 444 amino acids. The record is from RefSeq and is a predicted model, not a curated record.
CCCCUUUCGUGCCAUCUGUGCUCGACUAAUUUGGACUGAGGAAACCGCAACAAGGCCAUGUGUUGAGUUGAGAAAAAGCGAUCACCUCUUAACCUUACUUUUAUCGAGAAUCAUUCCCCUUUGCUUGUAUCACUUUUUGGGCCGUUUCCCCCCCAACUACAAUUCUAAGUGAAGACACAUGGACCACCUCUCUUCUUUCGGGAUUGCCUAUUAUGUGGUCCAUGUUCCCCUCAGACGACCCCUUCGAUAAGCCGCCUUGCAGAGGCUGCUCGUCUUACCUCACUGAGCCUUACAUCAAGUGUGCGGAAUGCGGACCUUCACCUUUCCUCCUAUGCCUCCAGUGUUUCACUCGAGGCUUCGAAUACAAGAAACAUCAGAGUGAUCAUAAGUAUGAAAUCAUGACGUCAGACUUUCCCGUUUUGGAGCCCGGCUGGACUGCGCAGGAGGAGAUGGCUCUGCUUGAGGCUGUGAUGGAUUGUGGCUUUGGCAACUGGCAGGACGUGGCCUACCAGAUGCGCAGCAAAAGCAAGGAGGAGUGUGAGAGUCAUUACAUGAAGAACUUCAUCAACAAUCCUCUCUUCUCCUCAACGCUGCUCAGCCUGCGCAAGACCAAAGAUGCUCGCUUUGCGGACAGUGCUAUUCCUUUUAAACCGACCGAAGAUCCACCUCGGCCCACGUUUGACUCUGCGCUGUCUAGGGACAUGGCGGGAUACAUGCCGGCCAGAGCUGACUUCAUGGAGGAGUUUGACAACUACGCCGAAUGGGAUUUGAAAGACAUUGACUUUGUGGACGACGAUUCAGACAUCCUCCAUGCACUCAAACUGGCUGUGGUGGAUAUAUACCAUUCAAGAUUAAAGGAGCGACAACGCAGGAAAAAGAUUAUUCGCGAUCACGGACUCAUCAACAUGCGCAAAUUCCAGGUCCAAGAGCAUUGUUACCCCAAGGAGGUUCAGGACCUCUAUGACAUCAUGAGACGAUUCGCCAGGGUCACGGGACCUGUUGAACACGACAAAUUUAUUGAGAGUCAUGCAUUGGAGUUUGAGCUGCGGCGGGAGAUCCGCAGGCUGCAGGAGUACCGCAGGGCCGGAAUCAAGUCUUCCUGCAGUGCCAAAGUAUACGAACGUGCAAAGCGAAUGCGUGAGGACGAGCGUCACAAACGGACCAUGCUGUGUGACGUGCUGCAGUACAUCCAGGACGGACGAGCGUGCCAGCAGUGGCUCAGCAAGCAGGCCGCCAUAGAUGCUGGCAUCACACCGGCUGUCACAACUAUCACAACAUCAGCAACAGGCAGGAGGAGCGCGCCUCCCCUCAACCUGACCGGGCUGCCUGGUACAGAGAAGCUCAACGAGCGAGAGAAGGAGCUGUGCCAGGUGGUGCGCCUGGUGCCCGGUGCUUAUCUGGAGUACAAGCAGGCCCUCCUGAACGAGUGUCGGCGUCAAGGCGGCCUGCGGCUAGCUCAGGCCCGAGCGCUCAUCAAGAUCGACGUCAACAAGACGCGCAAGAUCUACGACUUUCUCCUCAAAGAGGGAUGCAUCACCAAGGCUUAGCGGCAUGGCGACGCACGCGCCUGUGCAGUUUGUCUCCUUACCUGGUCUUACGCGGUCAUCGCAACAUACUCUACAUGUUACGAUGUGCACCAAGUGUCUUUUCAAGAGAUGGACUUUAACCGGGACUCACUUUCUUUGUGGAUAGCAAAAGCUCUGUAACCACAGGACUGGUCUCAAAGGCGGUAAACUUUCAUGCCAAGGAUGAGCGGGGAUUUUUUUUUCAGUAUUUAAAAUUGUAAACAUUCCAUUGAAUGGGAAUUUAUGAAAACAUCGAAGUAAACCAGUCAUUUACAAAA